CCUCUGGAGUCUUGAGGCUUAUUUGAUGUUGAGACAAGAGAAGCCAAGGCAUUCGCCACCAAAUUGGGAACGUUUCCAGGAAGAAAAAAGAAAGGUUCCACCUCACUAUCUAUCAAAGAUCCCAAUACUAUAAACAUCUCAAAUCUCUUCAAAGGUUUGUUGAAACUGUCUGAAGUGAAAACCUACUGCAUAUUUGCCCUAUGAAAAACAUUUUAUGGGUGCCUUUUCCUUUAGAGGUAUGAGUGUGGUUGGGGAAAAAGGUCACCAUCAGGUUCAGACUCAUUUUCCACAUGGGAGAGUCCCAUCACACCAAAGCAUCUGCUUCACUUCUGGAUGUGCUGGUCUCUCUUCUGGCUUUCCUUCAGGAAGCUGAAUCACUUCUAUGUUUACAAUAAAAGUGAUUUUUUAUCCAGUUGUUUUUCUUCAACAAACCUAUUCAAAAUACCAGAUAAAAUCUUCUGGAAAAGCCAUGAGUCCCAAGAUGGAUGUCCAAAUGGCUGCCAGGACCCAAUGUUGUGUGGCCCAAAGGACAGGCUUUGUUUUGGAGCUCAGACUCAGGAACACAAGCCAGAGCCCUGAUCUCUCCAGGCAAUUACAGGAUAUAAAACGAUGCUCAAAAGCAGACUCCAGAGUGCCUCAGUAGCCUCCAAGAACACUCUGAGUGUAGGGAGAGCAGCAAAGGCAAAGCAGACAUGAGGAAGCUACUGACACCAAUGAUCUUGACUCUGGCCCUGGCAGUGCACUGCUGCUGUGAGAAAGAUCCCAUAGAGCCCUCAGGAUCUCCCAGUGCUGCCAGCAUCACAGUUAAAAAGGAAGUUGCCAAUGCCUUUGUGAAGAGGCAGAAGAGAUUCGACAUGUAUGAAUGGUACUCUGAGUAUUACAAAAGCCCAAUGGAGCAGAUGCGUGAGCGUUGUGAAAGCUACCCUCCCUGUGACUAUCUGUCUGACCAAAUAGGAUUUCCCAUGGCCUACAACCGUUUCUUUGGGAGAUACUAAGGCUGGGAUUAUUAUUUUGAUCAUCUGACCAUUCUGAAAACCCCAGCAGAAAGAAUCUUGUGGAUAAGAAGAAGGGAAGAAGAACAUCUGCACCGAGACCAUCUUCCAUUGUCUCCCUCGCCAGCUGAAACACAAAGGCUAUUCCACUUGUCUGGAUUGCAUCAGCUUUCUUGCUCUCAUCAAAAAUGUUGAUUUUCUGUUAUCUUCAGUGGUAUUUUCAGUGCCACCAGGAAUGGUUGAGAAGACUCUGUGUUACCCGCUUCCUUUGUAAAUACUAUUACAUAGCUAGAAAUCACGUCCCAGUAUACUCUUCUUAUUAUUCUACCACAAAAUUUGCCUGUAUAAUAUCAACAUUUAAAUCCCCAGAAGUGUGUUUGAAGACCUUUUAGAUGAGCCCUUCCAUCUGUGUGCUUUCAGUUCACAUUCAGUGACUGUGAAAAAUGAAUUGGAAAUCUCUUAUUGUUUUUAUUACAAUUGAUUUCUGGUGAAACUGAACAAAAAAAGUCAAUCUUUCCCUGAUGCUUUAGCUUUUGUGCUUGAAAUUAAACAGUCAGGUUUUCUCCCCAAAACAAACAAAAUAAAGCGAUGAACUUUAUGAAAUAAAAAUAAAGCUGUUCAGUGGUGGAUUGAAGAUAGGACAGCAUUUUUUUCAUUCAGGGUGACUUGCCUUUUUCUUUAUAGAUAUAUAUAUAAUACAUACACACAUAUCUUCUUCCCUCUGCACUACUUCAUUCUGUCUCCCUGUAUGAACCUUAUGCAUGAGCAACUUUCAGCAGUCUCCCUUGACACAGUCUAUCAAAAUGUAUCCCUGAGAGGUAGAUGGCAAAUCCGUCUCCAACAGCAGACGCUGCUGGGCCUCAAGGAACUGAGAAACACCAAAUCUCUCGUGUAAGCUGGUGCAG
Lagopus muta (rock ptarmigan) is the source of this 1897-nucleotide messenger RNA. Its product is annotated as osteocalcin-like. Gene Ontology annotation, biological process: osteoblast differentiation; response to vitamin K; regulation of cellular response to insulin stimulus. Gene Ontology annotation, molecular function: hydroxyapatite binding; structural constituent of bone; calcium ion binding. Bases 693 to 995 code for a protein of 100 amino acids. The record is from RefSeq and is a predicted model, not a curated record. Gene Ontology annotation, cellular component: extracellular region. The transcript is spliced from 4 exons. NCBI's taxonomy places the organism in Eukaryota, Metazoa, Chordata, Aves, Galliformes, Phasianidae.